UAAAAUGCAGCACGCGAGAAAUGGCGGGAAUGUUUUGGCGAAUAGGGACUGUGCUAGGUUUCUUCCUCUAUUCUCCCUCUUCUUCUUUUGCUUAUAGAAGGUUUCAUUUCGCUUCCGAGAGACGGAGCUUAGGUUUUGCCCCUGGAAUGGCGAAGAGGAAGAAAACUAGGGUUUCUGAUGACGCUGAUGGGGAGCACCACGGAAACCAGGAGGAUCUCAGCCAAUCUCCGAAGAAAGAGAAGAGUUUGUAUGAGAUUCUUGGUGUGGAGAGAACAGCAUCACAACAGGAAAUUAAAAAAGCAUAUUAUAAAUUGGCGUUGCGCUUACAUCCAGAUAAGAACCCUGGAGAUGAGGAAGCCAAAGAGAAAUUUCAGCAACUACAGAAGGUGAUAUCUAUUCUUGGAGAUGAAGAGAAAAGGGCACUAUAUGAUCAAACUGGUUGUAUUGAUGAUGCUGACCUUGCAGGGGAAGUUGCUCAAAAUCUGCAUGACUAUUUCAGAACAAUGUACAAAAAGGUCACAGAAGCUGAUAUUGAAGAGUUUGAAGCAAACUACCGAGGGUCUGAUUCAGAGAAGAAUGAUUUGAAGGAUCUUUUUCAGAAGUACAAGGGCAAAAUGAACAGGCUUUUCUGUUCGAUGCUCUGUUCAGAUCCUAAACUGGAUUCACACAGGUUCAAGGAUAUUCUUGAUGAGGCUAUAGCUGCAGGAGAGCUUAAAACAACCAAAGCCUACCAGAAGUGGGCAAAGCAAAUAGCUGAAACAGAGCCACCUACUGAUCCUCUAAAACGAAGAAAAAAAUCAAAUAAAGAGUCUGAAUCAGAGUUGCUCGCAGUUAUUUCUCAACGACGAAGCCAGAGGAAAGAACAAUUUGAUUCCAUGUUCUCAUCACUGAUGGCMAAAUAUAAUGGCGGUGCAUCACAUCCAGAGCCCACCGAAGAGGAAUUUGAAGCAGCAAGGAAGAAGGUUGAAAGCCGUAAGCAAUCCAAGAAGACAAAGCACAAGUGAACGGCUUGUCUCAGCGUCUUUCUUAUAGAAAAAAUUUGCUACUGAAAGAAUGUGUAAAAUCGUGGCUAUUGUAGGGAUGACUCUCCAAUGUCUUUAAAUCUGUUUAUUUGGCGUUGUGAAAGCACGGCAUCGAUCAUAUUCAGUGAGUGCAAUCUUGUGCCUAGGCUCUGAUUUGUUUUGUAAUGCAAUUUCAUUUGCACAAAACCCAAUCCACUUAUGCUUCAAUUA
Molecule: messenger RNA, 1232 nt
Organism: Nelumbo nucifera (sacred lotus)
Lineage: Eukaryota; Viridiplantae; Streptophyta; Magnoliopsida; Proteales; Nelumbonaceae
Product: chaperone protein dnaJ 6-like
Source: RefSeq, a predicted model, not a curated record